Molecule: messenger RNA, 1464 nt
Organism: Parnassius mnemosyne (clouded apollo)
Lineage: Eukaryota; Metazoa; Arthropoda; Insecta; Lepidoptera; Papilionidae
Source: the annotation of a GenBank genome assembly
AUGGAUUCAGUAUUGGCUGAAACAUCACUCAAUGUAAUGUAUUUUGGAGAAGACGAGGAUGUUAAUGAAAAUGAAGAGGAGGCAGAUUCUGUAAUAGUAGACACAGAAAAAUGUGCAAAAUUAAACUAUAAUAAGAAUAUAGCAGCUUUUAUUGAAAAAAGAGAAAUGAUGAGUAAUAUAAAACCUUUAGAAUGCAGUAAUAUUUUAAUAGAAAAUAUUACAUCAAAUUAUAUCAUUGUAAAGCAGAUUAUUAGUAACCUAUCCUGGCAAGAUAAAGCUAUGUGCAAGCUUGUAUGUAGCAAUUGGUACUCUGCUGUACAAACAUUACAAAAAGAGCAAAUAUCACCUGAAGACUUUGUUAUAGACUUGUGUUAUUCCCUAAGGAGUGGAGGUGGGAAAGGAUGGUUUAAAAAGUCUGGAAUUUUUUACACAGAGCCUUUGGUGAUUCUUACAUUUGCAAAUACAGCUGGCUUUUGUGCUGUGAGUAAAUGUAAGGUUAUUCAACCAAGGCCUUGUGAACAACAUUGUGAGAAAGAGCACUGUUUAAUGGAUUUGAUAAAUUUUCAUGUUAAUGCUCCAAAAAAUUGUAUGAUGACUGUUAAAGCUAACUACUUGGUGUACAGACCUCUAGCUCAUUCAAAUACUUACGGACAUUCAAUAACACAUUAUAAAUACACAUGGACCAACCCUUUUAUUGCUGGAAUAUUUAUACCUAAGAUCCCAGAUGUGAGUUUUCAAGUUCUAAAUAUUAGAUCUCAGAAUAGUUUACAGCAAGAGUUUUAUGAUGUGGUCGAUAAAUUAUCAAAAGAUCAUAUAAUUAAAGGUGUCCUUGUUUAUGUUACUGAGAAAUAUUUACUAAAUUCUGUGGAAGAUAUUGUUUUUUUGAAUUAUUUUAAAGAUGUGCAACCUAAUGUUCCCUAUGCUCUCGGAGGUUGUAUUGUGGAAGACACUAUGUCAGAAAAUAGUGAUAUUAAUUUACUAGUGGACAGCGUGAAUGAAGGUGCUGAUUUUAUAAGUGAGAACUUGCUGUCUAUUGGCUUGUUUACUAUACCAAAGAAAUCCAAUAAUAAUGAAUACAAUUUUGAAAUGUACUCUUUUAUUAUUGAAUCAUCAGACUGGGAUAAACCUAAGAUACAGGAGUCAGUUACAGAGUUUUCAAAAAAAGUACCUCGGUUUGAGCACAGCAUUGCUCUAAAACUUUCAUGUGUUGGUCGCGAUCGGAAACAUGUGCUGGAACAAGAUUGUUUUCGAGCUGCUUUUCCAAACACACCAAUAGUGGGUUGUUAUGGCAAUGGUGAGUUAGGCAUUCACCACCCUGCAAGACCAGAGCCUGAGGCCUUGCCUAAUGCUAUCAAAAGACACCGACGGGACCCUGGACCUCAGUUUGGAAUUAUGUAUUCAUACUCAACAGUUUUUGUUUAUAUUGGAUGGGGUAAAAUAAUAUCACCACAAGGACCUCUUUGA